GGCUAAGGAGCCAUAAAGGAAGAGCUGCUCUGAGCCCAGAGACCACCCAAGUGCCCAAAUGCCCCACGGCCAAGCCCCGGAAGCCAGCUCCUCCCGCCCCUCCCCGUCCUUGUGGAGACAAGGCCUCCCUGUCGCUUCGGCUGUCCUGGGAUCACCAUUUAGACGGCCUGCCUUUGCCUCCCGACCGCUGAGAUUGAAGACAUGUCCCACUACAAGAAAGCAAGGCUCCCGGAAGGCGUUACCCUGUGGAGAGGGUCCACAGCACAUUUACUGAGCGCCCACGGGGCGCUCGGCCACGCUGCCCAGCCAGGGAAGCGCGGACCCACGCGCCUCCUCUCACCGGAGGCCGGGGGACGCUUGAAGACGGAGGAGGGGUUUCCAAAGAAGCCGCGCUCCAGCAGACCGGAAGUGCAAACACGUAGAGGCUCGGGAGCAGGAAGCGGAAGUGGUGGCGGCCGCCUCGGUUCCCGGAGCGGAGACAGACAGCAGGGCACACCUAGGGCAGACCGAGGCGGAGGUCGAGGGAAGCGGAGACGGGUAGGGAGUUCGCGGGAUGGGAGGGCCGAGCCGAGAGAGGACCUCCAGUUAGCGCGCGUCGGCCUACGAGAUGAGUUCCAAGGCCAAGAAACGCGUGGUGCUCCCCACGCGCCCCGCGCCUCCCACGGUGGAGCAGAUCCUGGAGGACGUGCGAGGUGCAUCCGCCCACGAUCCUGUCUUCACCGCCCUGUCCCCUGAAGACCCCCCAGACACAUCCCCGAGGGCCGAGAACCAGCAGGAGCAGAUCUACCAGCAGAGCCGGGCCUAUGUGGCCAUGAAUGAGAGGCUGCGGCAGGCAGGGGAGGCACUGAGGCAGAAGUUCGAUGAUCUUCGGCAAGCCGGUCACAGGCUGGAGCAGGAUGUUAGCCAGCUGACCUCCGCCGCCACCUAGAGCUACCCUGGAUGCCCUCGGCCCAGGCCUGGGCACCUGGCAGCCAAAGGCCAACACUUGCUGUGCCAAAGCUGGACUGAGGGGACCCAGUGGCCCACUCUUCAGGCUUGGAGUUUGUUCCCUCUUCCGUCCUUGGUGGCCUCUAAUUUGUAAUGGGACUUGAGGACAUAGCCACCUCCUUGUUCAUGGGGACGCCAGCCCCGAUUGCAUCUAGGACGUGGCUGCAGCUCGGGGCUCAGAGCCAGUCUGCCCCAUAGUGAGCAGGCUUUCACCCAUGUGUUCUGCUGCCUCCUAUCACCCCGGGCAGCCAAGGUCUUCAUCCCCACCAUCCUUGAAGCCCAGCAACCAGUAUGUGCGGAGUCAUCUUGUUUGAGAGAAUGGACUGGCAAACCCCUCCCCGAGCCUGGCUAGGUCCUCCAAGGCCUCGCUGGCUUUCCUGUUCUCCCUGGGGCUGGGUGACUCAGCAAGGGGGUUUUCAUUGGGGGGGGGGGUCGAGGGGUACAAGAGGAGCCCAAAGACAGGUGAUAGCUCAGGGAUGCCUGCAGCUCCCUGUCGUGCAAGCAGAGCUGGGCACUCACUGGACCCCUGUGUGAGGCGCCCCUUCUGGACCUGGGGUUCAGUUUACCUUCUUGCCACGCUAGGGUGGGUGGGCUUUAUUCCUGGAAGAUCAAAGGUGUUUGAUUCCUGAGCAUGGACCUCCCCUAAGCUGGACACUGGAUCACUGGGGCCCACGCCUAUGCCCGGCCCCUUCGCACCUCAGGCAUCGGCCACUCUACGUGGGGUCUCAAUCCCAAACGGCCAGGGACUGUGUUAAAAAUGGCCUUCACGUGUGGCCAGGUUAUUCCUGCCAUUCCCCAUUCCUGGUGGUCACCGACCUGUUUGGCCUGACUAGUGUAGCCUGGGUUCCUGGGUCCCUGUCUCUACCACAAUUGGCCAGUGGCCAAUGUCCGAGAGCAGAUGGCCAGGUGUGGCUUGGCUGACCCUGGAUCAAGUUCUGCUCCAGCAUGUGGGGACCUGACGCCUUGUCCAGCCAGCUGGGAGCUCAGACCCACACAAACGCCUUGUGUGCUUGGACCAUAGCUGCCGUAGAAAGUUCUGGACCCCUCACCCCCGCAGAACCCAUGUUGAAGAUGAAAGCCUUGGGCACCCCAGAGCGACUCACUUUAUUAAAGAUGUGAACAAGAACCAGAA
This is a messenger RNA of Psammomys obesus (fat sand rat), 2119 nucleotides long. RefSeq names its product chromosome unknown C19orf25 homolog (gene CUNH19orf25). The transcript is spliced from 2 exons. Bases 608 to 928 code for a protein of 106 amino acids. Lineage: Eukaryota; Metazoa; Chordata; Mammalia; Rodentia; Muridae. The record is from RefSeq and is a predicted model, not a curated record.